AUGCCCUCAGACGCCGAAACCAAGGCCCACCUGGAAGGCAUCUGGGCCACAAACAAGCACAACUCCCCCAUCUACGCCUUCCUCCUCUCCGACGUGCAAUUCACCACCGUCUCCCAAGGUCUCGUGACCGCACGGCUCCAGCUCACCAAGAACCACAUCAACAGCAAAGGCGGCCUGCAUGGCAGCGUGUCAGCCACGCUAGUUGACUGGGUGGGCGGGUACGCGAUUGCGAGCUGGGACUGCAGGGAGAAGAUGGGCGUGAGUGUGGACAUCCACGUUACGUAUAUCUCGUCGGCCGGAGAGGGCGAUUGGAUCGAGGUUGAGGGCCGCGCGAAUAAGGUGGGCAAGAGCUUGGCGUUUACGACGGCGAGGAUCUCGAAGGUCGUGGAUGGGCAGGCUGGGCCGGUUAUCGCGACGGCGAGCCACACGAAGUAUUUCUUAUAG
This is a messenger RNA of Coniosporium apollinis CBS 100218, 444 nucleotides long. RefSeq lists its product as uncharacterized. The transcript has a single exon. Gene Ontology annotation, molecular function: fatty acyl-CoA hydrolase activity. Lineage: Eukaryota; Fungi; Ascomycota; Dothideomycetes. The record is from RefSeq and is a predicted model, not a curated record. Bases 1 to 444 code for a protein of 147 amino acids.